AUCCCGCGAUUGCUUAUUGCUUCGGCUUCACAAUGACGGAACCGUUUCCUCCGCUGAAUGGCGGACUGCCGCAGAAUCCUGUCUCCAACAGCGCACCCAGGCGCCGAAGGAAAUCAAGUGCCCUCGGCGCUGACGUCCCUGGCGAUGUUGAUGUCCCGUCCCUGGCCACAUAUCGAUCUGUCACCCCUCCGCUACACAGCCCAGUGACCAUGGACUCGAAAUCAGACAAGUCAGGACGUCGCUCAAAGCGAAAGACGACACGUCGAUACCUCUCAAAAGCAAAGCGAAUGUGCAUUCGACACACAUGGUUGUUCCCCCUCGUCCUCACCCUCACCAUCAUUUCGCUAUACCUCGUCUACCCUUACUCGUCCAACCCGCUGUCGGCCUGUCUCUUCCUGUCAUACCCACUCGCACGCGACGACCCCCUCAUCCCCGCCCACGUGCGAGCCGACCCCAAUGCGCCCCUACACUAUGGCAAAGGCGGACGGGAUUUCGCUUUCGUUGGUUUCUACACCAUUGUCCUGAGCUUUACCCGCGAGUUUUGCAUGCAGCGUCUCAUCCGCCCCAUUGCCCUUCACUUUGGCAUCCGCAAAAGGGAUAAGCAGUCGCGUUUCAUGGAGCAAGCAUACACUGCCCUUUACUUUGCUAUCUACGGUCCGUUUGGUGUAUGGAUCAUGUCACGUACUCCUGUAUGGUACUUCAACACCACUGGCAUGUACGAGGGAUUCCCGCACCGAACCCAUGAGGCAGUCGUAAAGGCGUACUAUCUGCUGCAAGCUAGUUACUGGGCCCAGCAAGCCAUUGUGCUCAUGCUGAUGCUCGAGAAGCCGAGAAAAGACUUCAAGGAGCUGGUAGCGCACCACAUCAUCACCGUCAGCUUGAUCUGGCUCAGCUACCGCUUCCACUUUACCUACAUGGGCAUCGCUGUGUACAUUACCCACGACAUUUCCGACUUUUUCCUUGCCUCGUCCAAAUGCCUAAACUACAUCGACUCCCCAAUCGUCACGCCGUACUUCUUCGUCUUCAUGCUCGUCUGGGGCUACGGCCGCCACUACAUCAACCUCAAAAUCAUCUGGUCGGUCCUCACUGCAUUCAAAACCGUCGGUCCCUUUGAACUCAACUGGGAAACCCAACAAUACAAAUGCUGGAUCAGCCAGUACAUUACCCUCGGUCUCCUUGCUUCCUUGCAAGCCGUCAAUUUGAUAUGGGGCUUUUUGAUCUGCAGGAUUGCGUACAGGUUUGCGGUGUACAAGGAUAUGGAGGAUGAUCGCAGCGAGUACGAGCCGACAGAUGAGGAGACGGAGGCCAAGGAGAAGCUGAUCAGGGAGGAUGGAGCGGAGAAGGAGACGAAGGAGCAGAUGGACAAGGUGGAGCAGAUGGCGCCUGUUACGCCUACUCCGGCACAUCCGGUGGCGGUGGAGCAGGAUUCGAUUGGGUCGAGGGUUAAGCAACGGAAGAGUGGGAAACAAUGAUGUUGAGCAUGGGGGAUAUAUGAAUGGGGUGAUGAUGAUGAUGGGAAUCAAUGAGUUUCGGGGGGGAUCAAAGGGUAUUUAAUGGUGACGAGGAGGGCUUUUGAAUGCCUUGAUGGGUGUGGAGGGAUCUUUUUUGGGGGGGAAGCAAGGCAACUUAAUCAAGGUCAAAGGGAGGAAUUCUUUUCUUCUACUUCUUUUUCUUUUUUUGCAAGCACACAGUCUUGUUGAACGAUUGAAUGGACAUAGUGGGUGUUUUUUUAUGAGAAUGUAAUUUAGAAUGCUGGCAUAGUGGCAUGUUUAAUUCUUCUUCGCUUCUUUUGCGUUGCUGGCUUUGGUGGAUAUGGGGUAUUCAACUGGCUGGUAUGCCUUGGGACCUGAUGGGAUUAUUUGGAGUGGUAUAGUCGAUGGUAGUUUUACAUACGUAUGCAUAUUGGACAUGGUAGUGCAAUACAGCAUGG
Bipolaris sorokiniana ND90Pr is the source of this 1930-nucleotide messenger RNA. RefSeq lists its product as uncharacterized. The transcript is spliced from 3 exons. Gene Ontology annotation, cellular component: membrane. NCBI's taxonomy places the organism in Eukaryota, Fungi, Ascomycota, Dothideomycetes, Pleosporales, Pleosporaceae. Gene Ontology annotation, biological process: ceramide biosynthetic process. Gene Ontology annotation, molecular function: sphingosine N-acyltransferase activity. Bases 33 to 1472 code for a protein of 479 amino acids. The record is from RefSeq and is a predicted model, not a curated record.